Messenger RNA from Spirodela intermedia, 5518 nucleotides. The record is from the annotation of a GenBank genome assembly. Lineage: Eukaryota; Viridiplantae; Streptophyta; Magnoliopsida; Alismatales; Araceae.
AUGAAGUUUGGAGAAGUAUUCAAAGAGUAUUUGCAAAGAGAACAGGAGCAAUUGAACAAAUGUUCACAUGUGGAGUACAAACGGCUGAAGAAAGUGCUAAAAAGCUGCCGCAUUUGUCGAGCAUGCAGUGACAAAGGAGACGAAAGUACCUCUCCCUCAGAAGCAUACGAAUAUGACUCUUGUCAAUGUAUGCUUUUUGUGAUGUCCCUGUCCUUAAAUAAUGUUUUUGAUGUUCAAUGUUUCCUGUCAAAAAUUAUUGCAUGCUUUCUUUGGUAUCUUUCUAUUGAUGGUUAGAACUUCCAUCCAGAAUGGGAGAUAAAUCUCAUGAAUUCAGUUAAUUAGAUCCGUAAUCCUUUCUGAUUUUCACAUUUAUAUUUGCAUGAAAAUCAUUUUAGUUCAUUGUUUCCUUGCUAGGUGAAUGUAAAAUUAAUAUAGAGCCUCAGAUGUAGUUUCUUCAUGUUAUAGCUUGCAGUUCCAUGUACUAUAGUGGAAUUGUUCCAUUUUCAAUUUCUUCUAUCAUUGAAAUAAAAUUAUUUCUAAAAUUUUUCUUCAAACUUAUUUCCAAUAUCCUCUCACUUAUUUCUGGUCCAAGAACAUGCCAUUCUUUAUGUAAGGAGAUAAAAUAUGAAGAAAUAUACGAAAAUAAUAUUUCUGCUUAAUGAUACCUUUCGUUUAAUGUAAAUGGGAAAAACGAGAAGUGUAUGGAAUACCCUUUCAACGUGAUGAUGAUUUGACAUCAGAUUUAAUCUUUUACGAUGAUAAAAGGCUUGUGAGAGUAAUAUUUCCACUUGAUAAUAUUUUAAUUCUUGGUCGGCAUAAUUCUCAGUUGUUUAGGAUUCAUUUCUCGAUUAAACUGAAGCAUUGUGGUAAAAUAUAUCAAUAAAAAAUCAGUCUUGAUAUUUGAUAUAUGAUUUUUUUUCAGAAUUACUAUUAUCAACUAUUAGGUGUGGAAAUUUUUAUUAUUUGAUUUGAAUGAACGCACUUUAACCUAUUACUUUCGCCUUGUUCAUGAGUUACCAUGUUUUUUUCCCAUAGAUUAUGGGCGUUUGUACUAAAUAAAUAUUUUAUCUUUUAGUGUGUGAUCAGAAGUUUUUUGAUGAACUGGCAAAAGAGGCAUCAGAAAUAUCUGGUUAUUUUACUUCAAGGGCUCGGCAUCUUGUCCAUCGUCAUGAUUCUCCCUCUCUACGGAGAUAUUUGUGGUGCCUACGGCAAUGUUUUGCAGAUAAGCAGCUGACCAUGUUUCAAGAAGGGAAGAUGCUAAUUGAUUACGUGACGAUAAAUGCUAUUGCUGUGCGAAAGAUACUCAAAAAAUAUGAUAAAGUACCUAAUGAACUUUUCUGACCCUCUCUCAGGAAAAUUCUGUUUCCAAGUAUCACUAACAUAUGUUCUAUAUCUGGUCCUUGCAGGUACAUUGCUCUGUUAAUGGUCGAAAGUUUAAGAUGAAAAUGCGAGCUCAGCAAAUAGAACCUUUGCAAUCACCUUGGUUGAUAGAGCUAGGGGCAUUGUGUAUGAAUUUUAAUGGAUCUAGCAUUGAUGGAUCUGGAAUGUUUUUCCAAGAGCUCUCUUGUGAUCUUAGUGAUACUGAGCCUAUUAUAAAGUUGAUCCUUUCUGAUUCUGUUGAGCUCAACUAUAGUCUCACAUGCGCCAUUUGCUUAGUAAGUACAUUUAUAUCCAGAAAUGUGGUGAUGACACAAAAAAGAUUUGGUUUCAUAGAAGACGAACUUCUAUUUCCAUUUACUUCGAAAGAUAUGUUUUCUUUUAACUGUGUUUAGAGCUUCUCUUAGUUUCUUUUAUUACAGUUUUGCUAAAGUCUCCCAGCAAUGUUGGUGACUAACUACUGUUUUGUUUUUUAUUUUCGAUUCUUAGGAAAUAGUUUUCCAUCCUUUUGCCUUGGGCUGUGGGCAUCUUUUCUGUAAAGGGUGUGCCUGCUCUGCAGCCUCUUUGUUCUUUUUUGAAGACCUGAAAGCAGCAUCUCCAGAAGCUAAAUGCCCUGUAUGUAGAGCUGUAAGUACUUGCUCUCUGCAUUCAUGUAUUCUUCUUUAAUGGCUUUCUAAUUAUGUUCCUCUGGGAAAGUGAAUCAAAGGUUAGCAUAACUACAAUCAACCAUUGAGGCAUUUAAAUAUGUAAAACGGUUUCUUCAUGUUGUCUGUUUAGCAUGUCUGCCAAUAUUCAAUCUUUUUCAUCAUGUGGAAGAAUCUUUUGGAAGUACUUUUUUAAGAACAUGUGAAUUUUUUUUGCUUCCAAUUAUAGACUCUAAAUGCAUUCAUCGUCAUUGUACAUAAAGAUUAAUGGAAUAUUAUUGUCAAUUUGGUCAGUACCUCCUUUUAUUUGAAUAUAUUGUUUGAUAAAAUGUUCUAUGUUUCACUUCUCAAAAAGAAACCUUGUGUAACAAAUGAAAUUUGAUCAAAUUGAAACUAUUGAAUCUGCUUUCAUCGUAUUUACUAGUCCAUAUUUAUUUCUAAGCCCUUUGAGCGAGUCUGAACUUGCACUUCCGGAUCCUUUCUACAUUAACUUUUGUCGUGUCCCCAUCUUGUUUGUACUGCAUAAGCACUGCAACGGCAGACUUGGUUAGAAAACUCUAGAUAUUGAAACGUGUAUUCGAUUCAACAAUUGACCAGAACUGAGCAUAUGAGUAUUUCAAAUGAUAUCUCCACACAGUAUGUUCGUUGAUUCAACAUAUAUGAGUGCUACAACUCCUGGCCGUUCUUAGUCAGAAAUCUCUCUUUUAUUUUAAUCUGGGCACCAUUAAAUUAGCUUCCCUAAUAUCUGUUUAGUUGGUAGGAGCGAGUCUUCCACCGAAGCAAGCAAUUAAUGUAUCAUCUGUCAGCCUUCAGAAUGUGUUAAUUCGUCGGUGAAUCAUGUCCAAAAUGAAAAAUCCAUCAAUACAAAGAGGCAAUCAUAUGAUGACACAAGAUACAUAUAAGGGUUGUCAACCUCAACGUUACUACAGAGCUCACCUCAACUACCUACUAUGUUACUGUUAGGUUACCUAAGGUGCUAGCUAACCAAUCCUUUGCACCAUGAGUGAAUAUUUAGUCAAUAGUAAAAUUAAAAAUAAAUGGUAAGUGCGUUCAUAGCGUUGUAAAGAUUAACCAGAGUUUUAUUGUGCCAAAAUUUCUUUAGCUUGAACCAUAAACUUUAAACAGAUGAUAGACUAGAAGAACUUGAAAAUUUUGGCCAUUCAGUACUUAUCUAUUCCUUUUUAUAUCUUUGCUUCGAAGUGUAUGAUUAAUUAGAUUUAAAGGAUGGUUGGCUAUCAAAUUGAGAAAACCUUUGGUGGGUUGUUAUUAUUUUUUUUUCUUCUUACAAUAAAAAUCGGAGAAAUUUCAAGAUCUUCCCACGGGACAGGAAUAACAUCAAUCACAUAUAUUUAAACGUGGUCAAUCGAAGAUGUCUAUUUUUCUUGGUUUUAGAUGAUAAUUUGAAUUUGUUUGCUAUAAUUUGGAACUCACAGGUUGGUGUUACAGCUGUGUAUUGAAUCUUGAUUGUCGAUCAUAUGACCGAUAGAUUAUACAUUUAACAGAGUUUUAAACCGCUUAAUGGUCUCAAUUUCUUGUUUACUUAAAUGGCAAUAUCCUUUCUAUUUCAUUCUAACAAAUAAGAUUCAAAGAAUCUUUUCCCAAGAUAGUUUCCUUCUUCCUAUUAUUCCAACUUUUACGACAGGGUCAAAUUCCAUUUUGGAUACUUUGCCUUUGAGAAUCCUCUUCUAGGGAUGACUUUUUCUGGAUUUUGAAGUUUGCUGUGUUUUUCUUCUUCAUUUUUAUCGAUAUGGGUUUCCACUUUGCUUUUUUUUGAUCGAGCAUAGUGUAUGCAUCAUGUGAAAUAUGUUAGUAUGAAUUGAUCGAGCAUCAGGGAAAACCAAAUAUAACAUUUCUACAGUGUACUCUAAAGAUGGUGUAGACUGUAGAUCAUACCAUGAAGUCAACCCUUUCAAAAUUGAGGAACAAAGUUCUCCCUCCCCGAAUAGUAGGAAUGACCAUUCUUUCUACCGAGAAUCUUUGGUGCCUAAAAGUCUGACUUCAACCUUCUCUUCAGAUGGCCCAGGGAGUAGAAUCAGGACUACAUUGCCUAAAAAGCUCUCUCCUUUUCCAUAUCCUAGUUUAUUCAAAUGAAGCUGCAGCAGCUGCGGGGUCAGUGAUGAUGCCUCACAUUGUCCGAAAGCAGAGUGAGCCACCCACAUGUGACUAGUUCCCUGAAAAGUGACUGCCAUCUGCAGCGACGUUCGGCUCAAUUGAAAGGUUCUAGGACUAUCAAAAGCCUUGGUCUUACCCCAGAUAUCAUUAGCUACAGUGUGUGCAUUACCUUGUUGGGUCCAAUAGUAUUUAAAUCUCAUCACACUUUGUGACAUCGUAAUAUGCUCAUCAACUUCAGGCCAUCAUUUUUCAUUUAUUUGAGGGUAACAAUUUCUAGGAGUUGAAGUACGAAAUAUGAAAGAAAACAAAAAAUUUCACCGUCUUGUACUAAAAAUGGAAUCAUUUAUAGGCAUGCAUUCACUGAUGGUAUCUUCACUUGGUUUCUUGGUUAAAUCAUAGACAAGGUCUUACCUUUUUCAAACUUUUCAAGUCCCUUUUGCAUUUCUGCGCCAAAUUCUUCCAUAAUUCAUAAGUUUCUGUCUCAUUCCGAUGGCAUACUUUUGCCUAUGACACGUUGAGGCUUGAGAAAUCAAAAUCCAAAUUUCAUUUGAGGUCCCUUUCGAAUCAUAAUUUCCACCCCCAACCCUCAUAUUUCAUCAAAAAAUUAAAGCCUAAGAGAAACUUUGUUCUCUACGAACCCCUCUAGAGUUAUUCCCCCCCCCCCCAAAAAAACACAUUCUUUCCUAGAUUCAUUCUAAACUUAUUGUGGGCCUUGAGAAAAUCUCCAUUAAUUCCCUUUACGGCUCCCCAUAACCCCCCUAACAACAAAAAAAAUCUAAGAAAAGUCAGCUCAUCCCAUUCUUAAGCCUCAAGCUGCCUCCAUCUGACACGUACUUCAAGCAGGAUUUCCCUAUUUGACUUAUACACUUCCCCUGCUACGUCUAAGUCAAUCAUGACCCAAGCCGGACUCCACUAGGGUUACUAUACAUUCUGUCAAAUCUGUCCAUGCUCCAAAACGUGGCUUCUUUGGUAUAAAUAGAAAGUGGGCAGGAACCAGGGGAGAAUGGAUGUAAGAGGGAGCUUUCUCCCUACGGAUCAGUUCCAUGUAAUUUGCCAUUUAUAGUAUCCGCUCUGCAGUAAUGGAGGCAGCAUCCUGCAGCGAGGAUUAAUCAGCCCGCUUCUUCAUGCAGGUGGGAGUGUAUGCUAAUGCAAUCCACAUGGUCGAGGUUGACCUGUUAUUGAAGAAAAGGUAUACCUCAAAUCUGUGGCGUUGACUUUGAGGGCCUUCAGCUCUCUGAACCUCCCUGAAACCUGCAUCUUUUUCUGUCGUCCCCAGAUGCCCAGACUACUGGAAGGAAAGGAAGAACGCAGAACGAGCCGAGCUGGUGAAGCAGUCCAAAGAGUAUUGGAAUAUGCAGACGAAAUACAUGAUUGGCUACUAUUGA